AUUAUCUCCCAUAGUCAGCCAUGAAGUUCGCCUUUGCUUUCACCGCCCUCGCCGCUGUGGCCGCCAACGCUGCAACCAUCUCCAUCGACAAGCGUACCGGCAGCGAGUGUGCCGGCGCCCGCAAGAGCUUGUUCGCCUACGAGCGUCCGUUCGUCGGCAACCUCUACGAGGAAUGCAACUGGUCUUUCGGCACCGACCAGGACCAGACCAAGCUGAACCCCUGGAACAGGAAGAUCUGUGUCGCGGCCGCGGUCGUCGCCGGCCUGCCGAACUUCCACGACGGUCUCAUCUGUAACUCGGUCGGCGCGAACAGCACCGAUAUCCCGCUUCCCGCCUACUCGAAGUGGCCCAACCUGGACUACAACGUCUACGCCGACAUCGUCGGCGAGUGCGCGUGGGCCUCCGGCGGCUGCCCGAUCACGCAACAGAACUUCAUCGACCUCGUCUACAGCGCUAUCUCGCAGGAGACCGCCGACACGCCCGUCUACCCUGACUCCGCGGACACGCUCAUCAAGUACUACCUGAAGCCCAUAUUCGACUGGACGGCCUUCUCCCCCGACGCCGGCAUCCCAUACACCAACUUCAACGACUGGCUCCACUACUCGGGCCAGGUCAACCACUGCGUCCCGAACACUGGCGAGUGCGAUUCACAGUCCCGCCGGGUUCCUGCAUCAUCG
Dichomitus squalens LYAD-421 SS1 is the source of this 677-nucleotide messenger RNA. RefSeq lists its product as uncharacterized. The transcript is spliced from 4 exons. The annotation marks the transcript as partial. Lineage: Eukaryota; Fungi; Basidiomycota; Agaricomycetes; Polyporales; Polyporaceae. The record is from RefSeq and is a predicted model, not a curated record.